Molecule: messenger RNA, 2210 nt
Organism: Salmo salar (Atlantic salmon)
Lineage: Eukaryota; Metazoa; Chordata; Actinopteri; Salmoniformes; Salmonidae
Biological process (GO): regulation of gene expression
Cellular component (GO): nucleus
Source: RefSeq, a predicted model, not a curated record
AGUAGUAGUAGUAAACAGAAGUAAACAGUGACCAAUAACCAUUUCCACGUUAGCGGUUUUAUUGUUAUUUAGAAGUUUAUUAACACAAUGGAACUCAAAAUAUGACUAAUUUAAAUGCACAGCAUUACAUACUUACCUCAGGUAGUUAUUAAUUCGCGUUGGAGACAGGACUUGGUUGAUAGAUGUUAUUUAGCUAGGUAGCCGCUAACAACAAUGGCUAACGUUAAUUGUAUGGGUUUUCACACUCAAAUAGCCUCCAUCAUAGAGGUGCUAGCGAAUGCAGCCGUGGCAGAGAUCUGUAAACUCGUAGACGACGACUAUGCAGUGUUUCGUUUGGAAAUGUCUCAAAGCCAGAAAGAAAACAGGGGAUUGCGGCGGAAACUACAGAUAUUGGAACUGAAGGUGGCACGGGAGCGCGUCCUUACCAGUCGUCCCAGUAGUGUCAAGAUCCUCGACCGAUACAGAGGAAUGGCAAGAGGUGAAGGACAUCUCACUGGAGGCCACAGGAGCUUUGUGAAGCCAGCAGGACACAAUACAUGGAGAGAUGACCAACCAAUCACUGUUGAUGAGGGGAGUGGAACCUCAACCCAGCACGUUAUCGUGAUAGAGUCUGCAGAUGCAGAGGCUGCAGGUCCUGGGGUCAAGCAGGAGAGGACUGAAGGAGAGAAGGACCCACGGCACAGCAGAGACAUCCAGACUGAAACAGCGGCUGGGGUGAUGCCCCCUGUAGCCACGGAGGACCUACACACCGCUGCCGUGCCCCAGGCCAGGACCAGACGCAGCAUCUUGGAGGUCAGUGGAACGCCGAACGCCGUCCUCAAGUCAAAGACAGACACCGAGACUUUAACUGUAACACACAGGCUCUUACACACAGGAUCUGACCACAGAUCAGACCCAGAGAGACUUGGGAGACUGGGCUGUCCUCCUGCUUCCGGCUCAGAGUACCUACCGGUAUUUCACCAGAGCCAGAGGAUGGAUCAUUCCCGUGGAGAUGGAGAUGGUGAUGGUGACGCAUUAGACACUGGCGUUGAUGAUCUGUCUUGUUCUUACGCUACAGAGAUGGACCCUGGUAACAUGCCCUUGGGUUUAGAGACACAGACUGAUCUGUCUAGAGGGGAAUGGAACCGGUACAGUAGUAGUGUGUACUCUGAAGGGUGUCUAGAUAAGAAAAGUGAGGGUUUAGUCGUAGAUGAGGUGACUGUAAAAUUGGAGGGCAAUGUACCUCCCACAUGGAAUGGUCACUUAGGAGACGGACACUCGCAGGGCAGAGAUUUCUUAGACUACAGGGAAAGCUUAGAGACAAAUCAAAAUGUCGCCACCCACUCCCUUUUACACGCGUUCAGGGAUCGCGACCCAGUGUCCACGUCGAUGGGGCCUUCUGAUUCACACAGCCACAUCCUUUUCGAUCAGGUAUUGAACUCAAACGACAGGUCUAGAGCUCAGGGAGGGGGAGCCACAUCAGGCAAUAGUAAAGAGAAACGGUUCCUCUGCAUGUUCUGUAACAAAGGCUUCAGCUGCCCCCAGAAGGUGGAGAUCCACAAGAGGGUCCACACUGGGGAGAAACCCUUCAGCUGUACCCAGUGUCACGUGUGCUUUGCCCAGGCUGGUGACCUGAAGAGGCACCAGAGGGUCCACUCAGGGGAGAAACCCUACAGCUGCCCCCAGUGUGAGAAGCGGUUCUCCCGCCAGGACCAGCUGAAGAGGCACCAUAUGGUCCACACGCGAGAGAGGCCGUUUGCCUGUACUCACUGCAGGAAGAGGUUCUCAGAGAGGAGCUACCUCAGGAUACACCAGCAGAAAAACCAUUCCACUCUAUAGCUUCUGACAUUUACAUCAAACACUGCAUUAAAGACAAAUUUACAUUUUCACGGUUGUCAGCAGAAAAGGUCCACAGAUACAUUUGGAUUAACAGAUUUCAUUGUUGAAUAUUCCUGGGUAGAAUAUUGCAUCCAGACAUUGUGUGAUAUAUAAUCCUAAAGUCUGAUACAUAUUGUGUUUGUACUGUGUAGGCUAUAUGAUGUUCACAAAUGUCUAUUUCAUUACUUCUAUUAAACUACAAAAUGUUUUUCCAAUACAUUUUUCAUGAGAAAAUGUAUGCAAGUUAUACAUUUUUUGUUGAUAUGUGUAUAUGUGGUAUUCAUAUAUAGUGUAUUUAAAACUUGUUUAUGUUUAAUAAACACAAAAUGGGACUUUUAAUUCCAAGACUUUCA